AUGAAGGGGGUUUCUCUCAUCCUGGUUGCUGUCAGCAUAUUGGUCCAGAGCAUUUCUGCGCUCACGGUAGAAAAAGGGAAUAGCAGCCCGGUCGGUGCCGGUGUCUCGGAUAAUAACCCCACUCCCAUUCCAAUCGAAAGUGACAACGAAGGCAGCGUCACAUGCAAUGAAUGCAUCAAAGAUGCGGGAAUAUGUUGUCCAGUCCAAUGUCAGAGCGACGGCAAAUGUCCGAGCAUAGCGGUGGAGAACGCAGGAUGGCUUAUCGACGGUAUCAAGAUCACCAGCAAUUCAAAGAAACAUUGA
Cladophialophora psammophila CBS 110553 is the source of this 303-nucleotide messenger RNA. RefSeq lists its product as uncharacterized. The record is from RefSeq and is a predicted model, not a curated record. Lineage: Eukaryota; Fungi; Ascomycota; Eurotiomycetes; Chaetothyriales; Herpotrichiellaceae. The coding region runs from base 1 to 303 and encodes 100 amino acids. The transcript has 3 exons.